AAGAAAAUAAUUACCAAUUUUUCCACGGGUCAAUAAAUGUUCUGGCUUCCACGGUGAGGCUGUGGCUGUGGCGAGCAUUGAAUACCAGACAACUGUCACCUCUCUCUCUCUCUCUCUCUCUCUCUAAGCACUCACUGGACCAGUAGGUGUCUUUCAUGUCUCUUGAACUCCCAACAUUUUAACCCAAUUUGCUUGAGAUUACUUUCGUUAUGCUAAAUAGUUGCCGAACCACUUGAAAAGGAACAGAAAGUAGUUUUGGAAGAGUACUGGAUUUGGGAUGUGGAUGUUCUUUAUAGCUGUCAAUCACUGAAACAAGUUGAAGUUUUGCGUUUGUGGGUCUUCUUCAUUCGAUCAUUCCAUGGCCUUCUCAAUGGUAAUCGGAGCUGAAAACUUCACCCUUGUUAGGGUAAAAUCCACAAAUGGUUUAGGUUUCCUAGGGCCAGAUUUUCAGAGGAAGCAUUUGCCCUGUGCAGGUUCAAUGCCUUCUGGUCGAAUUUCCAAGUCUAAACCCCUUGUGCCCAGGUGUAGUCUUUCGGCAUCCCGCCCAGCUUCUCAACCCAGGUUCAUACAGCACAAGAAAGAGGCUUUUUGGUUCUAUAGGUUCCUCUCAAUUAUCUAUGACCAUGUUAUAAACCCUGGGCAUUGGACUGAGGAUAUGAGGGACGAGGCUCUCGAGCCUGCCGACCUCAGUGACCGGAAUAUGAUUGUGGUAGAUGUGGGUGGCGGAACUGGUUUCGCCACUUUGGGUAUUGUUAAGCAUGUGGAUGCCAAAAAUGUCACAAUUCUAGACCAAUCUCCCCAUCAGCUUGCUAAGGCAAAGGAAAAGGAACCUUUGAAGGACUGUAAGAUUCUUGAGGGCGACGCCGAGGAUCUCCCAUUCCCCACAGAUUAUGCAGACCGAUAUGUAUCUGCCGGGAGCAUUGAGUACUGGCCAGAUCCACAACGUGGCAUUAAGGAAGCAUAUAGAGUCUUGAAACUAGGAGGAAAAGCAUGCCUAAUUGGCCCUGUGUACCCAACAUUUUGGUUAUCUCGCUUCUUUGCAGAUGUGUGGAUGCUUUUCCCAAAGGAAGAAGAAUAUAUUGAGUGGUUCCAAAAGGCAGGGUUUAAGGAUGUUCAACUGAAAAGGAUUGGCCCCAAAUGGUACCGUGGGGCUCGUCGGCAUGGAUUGAUCAUGGGAUGUUCUGUGACAGGUGUAAAACCUGCAUCAGGGGAUUCUCCUUUGCAGCUUGGACCAAAAGCAGAGGAUGUAGCGGAGCCAGUGAAUCCAUCUGUGUUCCUUCUGCGUUUUCUGCUGGGUACCAUGGCAGCGGCCUACUUUGUAUUGGUACCUAUUUACAUGUGGCUCAAGGACCAAAUUGUUCCGAAAGGUAGACCAAUUUGAGAGACGGUGGGAGAGAUUGAUUGGUAGAGUUGCCUGUAAUAAUCGUGUAAUUUGUAAGCUGUAAUAUUGUGUACUGUAGUUUUAGUUUGCACAACAGAUGAGACUAUUGCAACAUGAGGAUUAUUUGGCUAAUAAUGUAGAAAUAUAUCCAUCUUCCUCCUA
Molecule: messenger RNA, 1543 nt
Organism: Malania oleifera
Lineage: Eukaryota; Viridiplantae; Streptophyta; Magnoliopsida; Santalales; Ximeniaceae
Product: 2-methyl-6-phytyl-1,4-hydroquinone methyltransferase, chloroplastic
Exons: 3
Coding region: 359-1381 (340 amino acids)
Biological process (GO): methylation
Molecular function (GO): 2-methyl-6-phytyl-1,4-benzoquinone methyltransferase activity
Source: RefSeq, a predicted model, not a curated record